Molecule: messenger RNA, 9081 nt
Organism: Neodiprion fabricii
Lineage: Eukaryota; Metazoa; Arthropoda; Insecta; Hymenoptera; Diprionidae
Gene: trc
Product: serine/threonine-protein kinase tricornered
Exons: 10
Coding region: 3160-4944 (594 amino acids)
Biological process (GO): intracellular signal transduction; peptidyl-serine phosphorylation
Molecular function (GO): ATP binding; protein serine/threonine kinase activity
Source: RefSeq, a predicted model, not a curated record
AGGCCGAGGUGGUGAGCGGUCGGCAUUAUCGUCUCGCGAGCAGCUCUCUUACGUACGGUUGCGCAAGAAAUUACAAUUUUUAACAAUCGCGAUGGGUUAAAUCGCGCGUUGUGAUUUUAAACGUCGAAGCCCCACCUUUGACACCAGCCACGCUACGACGUGGACGCGAACAACUUUGCUUACCUUUUUUCCUCACGUUUUUCUUACUGUCGUACGUGAAGUUUUUCUCCCUCCCUCUCCUCCUCCUCCUCCUCAUCCCCCCACCCUUUCCAACCAUCACUCAAAUCCACCCCCGACGCAAACUUUCCGCGCUCGUCGUAGCGAAAUGUGCACGCGAUUAGUCAAAUUUAUUACGAUUAUUGUUUACGGUGUGUGAUUGAUAUAUCGUGAGAAUUAUUACUGCUUUAGAUGUAUCAGAGAACACUCGUCGUACCCGGUUGUACUAAAUAUUUGUCUUCUUUUUAUAAUACAAUUUUCAUCGCUGCAAAGUUGUGCGGUUGUUUAUAGCAGUUUUGUUUUAGUUGUAAUCGUAAUAUUGUUCGGAUAUAUAUUGUGAAGUUUUACUAUUCCGUUUGUACGUAGUCGCGUACGUAUACGUGUACCACACACUUUUUCCCAUCUCAUUCUUCUUUUUUGCCGCGUAUUCAAGCUCCAAUCUUUGAGCGACGUGAAUUGCGAUAUUGUCGAGUGAAGGUAACCUUCGAUACCUUUAAUAUUGUGCGGGAGUUUUCGCGUCGACGGAAAUAUACAGGAUUUGGUAUCGGGAAGCUUCCGGUAAUUUAUAUCGAGGAACCAAAGUACAGUUAUGUGCUGCACGUUGUGAACGAAGAAACCCGGCGAUUGUGAUUCAAGGAUCGUGAAGGAUUUCGCAAACGGAGUAACAUUGCGGACGAAUAGGUUGAGUCAGUUUCGCUCCGACACGCGUUCGAGACUUUGAGGAGAGACUGAAAGACAAGUUUUUAAUUCCUGUUGUCAAAGUGUUGUGUUGAAUUUUUGUCUCGGAAUGCGUAAGAAGUAUAGAACAAAAAAAAUCGUAAAAAAUCGACAAGAACUAGAUCAAAAUUCGAUUCCGAGGAAUGAAAAGAGGAGAGGGAAAAUCGUAUCGUGUUCCGUGAGAUAGGGAGGAUAUUAAAAAGGGAGAAAACCAGCUGUUUGUUUUAUCGCACAAUGAAAAUCGAGGAUCGGGAUAUCGUUCAGGAAAUGAAAAUCUGCCAGCAGCAGUCGACCUUUUCUUGAUUCAACGGAGGAUUUUAUAAUGUGAAAAAAAAAAUAAUAAUAAUUAUUGCCAACAUUGCGGCAAGAAUCGGCGUAUAAUUAUACAAUUUCGAAAUUGUAUAAAUCUUAUAUCCUGGAGCAAACGGGAAAUAAACGAAGGAAGGGCAGAGAACGAGGAACGAGCAAAUACUGGAAUAAUUAUACCUCCAGCGGUAAUAAUAUAAUUGUACUUAAACCUAGCGAAUCGAUCGUUGAAAGAAAUCUGUCGUUUAUAACUCGGUUCGAUUAAUAUGAAGAUCUCAUCGAUUUCAUUUUCUUUAAUAAUUACGAUGCUUGAAUAGCGAGUAAAAGCCGUGCGAACGAAGAUGAUUAUACCUGUAUCGCAAUACGAGAAUGUGAUAUAUAUAUAUAUAUAGAUUAACGAGAAAAAUUUAAACCAUACUAUACGUUUAUAAAUAUACGCACGAAGACGAAAGAACAAGAAAGAAAAACGAAACUGCGAAACAAGUACCUUAAAACUACCAAAAUUAAAUAUACAUAAAUAUAUAUGUAUAAUAAUAACAUAAAUGCGUAUGCAAGACUCUGUGUCGACUUUGAAAAUUAAUCAAGUGUGUAAACUUAAUUUAAACGAGAGUUAAAAAUUUACAGACUUAUAGAUCGAGCGGUGCGAAGAAACUGAAGAAAAAAAAAUAACGAGCAAACAAGAAUAACGAAAAUCCACGUUUGAGAUUCGAAGCCCGGCGCCGACUGAAUAAGUUGCGUCGUCCAACAGCAACAAGUUAUUCAUACGUACAUUCAUCGACUCUUUGCCGUGGCUUGCGUGUGUAUAAAUAUACGUAUAGGAGAUAAUUAGCGACAUUGUGGAUUGUGCGUAUAUCGAAGGCGCAAAACACCGCACGUGACUUGUCACAGUUCCGCUGUAGGUACAGCCUUAGUGAUCGUGGCACGGCCUAUUUUUCAAUCCGGAUAUAUAUGUGUAAAUAAUUGAAUAUAUUAACACGAAGGAAAGGAAAAAAAAAGCAAGAAAGAAAGAAAGAAAGGAAGGAAGAAAUUGCGUCAGAUUGUGGUUUCGUGUUAUCAUUGUAUACAAUUGUGCGAAUCUAUGAUGACGAUGAUACAUUUUGUUGUUGUUGUUGAUUCGGAGUUGCGAGAUGGAUGGAUAGAUAGAUAAGCGGCUCGAAAGUCGUACGAUACGUAUAAUUGAUACGUUAUAUGUGUGAUAUUACAUCGAGACCGAGGGGAGAGUGACAGAGAGAGAGAGAGAGAAGCUGUUAAUUGAAAUUCUUAAACGACUACAAGCCAGCUCUAGUAUACGUUGGCUAGAUGAUGUUUUUAUAGUUGGUAGUUGAACGCGCGUCGCAGAGUUUUACAAGCCUUUACUCACGAAACGUCGCUUCUCCCGCGAUCACUGUUUGAGAUACAGUGACUUGUCGUAUAAAACUUGCGAGUUUUAUUAAUAAUUAUUACACAUUACAAUCGUGCAGAGUGCUGCCGCGAACGUGAGUUUUUCCAAAAGUGAGAAACAAAAGUAAAUAUAUAAACACGCACAUUUAUGGUGUCUAUGAUACGCGCUGUAUAAUAAUAAUAAUUGAUUGAGAAGACGCGCUGGACGCGUUCGGUAGUGUAAAUAAUAGUUUGUUCAAUUGCAUUACGUAAUACAUUAUACAACCGAAGUCGAACUCUUCGAUUCUAUUCAUCGUAUAGGUAAAGUAAGCAAUAAACGUGUGUGUAGAAGAGUCGUUGGUGGAGAAAAAAGAAACGUAAAGAACGGACAAAACCAGUGAUAAACAACUUAAAUUGUAAUAAAAGUGUCGUACGUUUCGUAAAGGAGUGAAAAGAUAAACUAAAACGUAGAUAAAUAUUUAUCGUACGAUCGACGUCGGCGAGUGUUUCUUACGUACGGUAACCGUUGAUCUCAAGGCUCGGGGAAAAAGGUAAUUUUGAAUGACCUUUCUACUCUGCGGUUUCGUCUUCAACUCUUCAUCUUCUUCGUCCUCUUCGUCGUCUUUGCGGGCGAGGAAAGAUAGGGAAAAAAAUCAAAUGCCAGUCGCGUCGGAAGACGACUGGGUUUUGCACCCUCCUAAGAUCAGCAGCUCCAUCACAACGGUCAAGGGUGGAACCAUACAGAGCACAACCACCGCCUGGAUGUCGCCUUACGCCGCCUGCAGGAACAACGAUUCGCACAACGACAACGACAAACCUACGGGCAACAACAACAACGGCGUUAUGAUUCUUGAGGGAUGCAGACCGCCGGCAGCGACAACCGCGAGACGAUUUCUCAAGUGGUUCAGUCGACUCGGACAACCGCCCAACGGUAAAUCAGGUGUGCUGGAGAUGGCGGCCACUGAAAGCACGAUCAGAUUCAGCGGUCAUACCCUGGACAAAGCCACGAAAGCCAAGGUGACGUUAGAGAAUUACUACAGUAAUUUAAUCGCUCAACACAUCGAGCGUAAGCAAAGGCUCGCGAAGUUGGAGGAGUCGUUGAAAGACGAGGGUCUAUCCGAGCAGCAAAAGCAGGAAAAGAGGCUGCAACAUGCCCAGAAAGAAACUGAAUUUCUACGUCUGAAACGCUCGCGGUUGGGCGUCGAGGAUUUUGAACCACUCAAAGUAAUCGGGAGAGGAGCUUUCGGAGAGGUAAGAUUGGUCCAGAAGAAGGACACUGGUCAUGUUUAUGCUAUGAAGAUACUGAGGAAAGCAGACAUGCUUGAAAAAGAACAAGUUGCACACGUCAGAGCAGAGCGAGACAUCCUUGUCGAGGCUGAUCAUCAAUGGGUUGUUAAGAUGUACUACAGUUUUCAAGACCCUAUUAAUCUCUAUUUGAUUAUGGAGUUUUUACCUGGUGGUGACAUGAUGACCCUACUGAUGAAGAAAGACACACUUUCUGAGGAAUGCACGCAAUUUUAUAUAUCCGAAACCGCAUUAGCUAUAGAUUCUAUACACAAACUGGGUUUUAUUCAUCGAGAUAUCAAACCGGACAACCUUCUGCUUGAUGCGCGGGGUCACAUCAAACUGUCAGACUUUGGUUUGUGUACCGGACUUAAGAAGUCGCACCGAACUGACUUUUACCGGGAUCUCAGUCAGGCGAAACCCUCAGAUUUCAUGACGUCGUGUGGAUGCGGAAGUGGAGGAGCAAUGGACAGUAAGAGAAGAGCCGAGAGUUGGAAAAGAAAUCGAAGAGCUCUAGCCUACAGUACAGUCGGUACACCAGAUUACAUAGCCCCUGAAGUUUUUCUGCAAAACGGUUACGGUCCGGCAUGCGAUUGCUGGUCACUAGGCGUUAUUAUGUAUGAAAUGUUAAUAGGUUAUCCUCCGUUCUGUAGUGAAAAUCCUCAAGAAACUUACAGGAAGGUAAUGAAUUGGCGCGAAACGUUGAUAUUCCCUCCUGAAGUACCAAUUAGCGAGGAGGCCAAGGACACUAUUGUUAGAUUCUGCUGUGAAGCAGAUAGAAGAUUGGGCUCUCAAAGAGGCAUAGAAGAAUUAAAGCUUGCGCCAUUUUUCCGAGGAGUUGACUGGGAACACAUACGAGAAAGACCAGCAGCAAUCCCAGUAGAAGUGAGGUCGAUUGAUGAUACAUCCAACUUUGACGAGUUCCCUGACGUCAAGCUUGAAAUACCGUCAGCACCGCUGCCGCAAGAUGGGGAGGUGAUAUACAAGGACUGGGUAUUUAUCAAUUACACUUUCAAACGAUUCGAGGGUCUGACUCAGAGAGGUACCCCGACCAAGAAAUAGCAAGCCUCGAUUAACCCGUGCUCGACUGUCAACCACCAAACACAAAGCGGUGGAUCGAUUGAUCCGGUACUGGUGCACCAUAAUCACAAUUCACCUCAGCACCAUCACCACCAUCACCACCACCACCACCACCACCAUCACCACCACCGUCAUAACCGUUAUCAUCACCUCACAGGGGAGUGAAAGUCAUCACUUUGGAUAAUAGACUUUGGUUGUAACUGAGGUCUGCAAUGAAAAUUUUCAGAGACUCUGCAGAAUACAGAGAUGAACGAUGAUGAUGACGAUGAUGAUUUCUGGUUAAUAUGUCGGCGUGAAAUAUGAGGCUAUUCAUUUAAUCGGAAUGAAGACAUGAAACAGUUGUUCGGAUAUCGAGGAACGACGUUAAGUACAAAAGAUCUGAUUAUGAGCAUGCGUUGGGGUUACGUCUGGAUUGGAUACUAAGAAUUUAAAAACCCAAUGAUUUAGGGUAGGAUAUCGUCAAAAGUAAGGAAGGUAUUUACAAAUCGCAACCGUACUAACGAGAUAUUGAGAAAAAUUCCAAUUGGUAUGCGCGGGCGAAAGCGGCUGACUUUUGAUAGAAGUUUAUCAAUCGCGGCAAAAAGUUUUGUCUAAAUGGAAAAAAAAAAAAAAAAAAUUGGAUUUCUUGCUAGUUAUGAAACACGGCUUUUCUCGCUCUUUUAUUUCUUUUCCCUAUUGAAUAAAAAAUCUUGAAAGACAUGCACGGAUAAAUGUUUAAAUUUGAAUUAUGAAAAGUUCGAUUUUGCAACUUUUACUAAGCUUGGUAUAAUCUUCGUGUGCAAAUUACGCGUGCGCAUUAGUACGGGAAAUAUAUAUAACUCGCGUUAGUACGUUGCUAAUAUAUGAUGCGUUUUGAAUCAGUUGACGAUAUUAUGCGAUAUAUCGUUGCUAUUCUAUUGACAAAUAAUUUUUACGACGCUGAUAGUUGAUGGUCUGAAGAAUUAAGACACCUGCGAAUGAACAUCAAGCAGCAGCAAGAUGAGCAAUUUUCGAAAUAACAAUUUGGUCACAAUAAAAGAUAGAGCUAAAAAUGACUUGUAGUAUUGUUUCUCAGGCAACUAUGAUUUUGGUUCUUAUUCCUGUUCAUUGAAUAGAAACUCUUUGAACUUGGCAAUGUUCGUUUUGAAAAUAAAAAAAAAAAUUAAUCUCUCAAUUAACAAAAAAGACGGAAGUUUAGAACGAGAUGAGUAACUUUACAAGUGAGCAGUUAAGAUGAAAAGAAAUGAUAAAUUCAGGGCUCCUUCGCUGCCUUAAUAAGGUUCCUAACACACGUGACACGGGGCGCAACAUCAGUACGUUUAGACGAGCCAAAUAAAUGAGAAACAAUAAAUAUUAACAAUAACAGUAAGAGAUAAUAAUAGUAAUAUUCAUGGUUAUGAUGAAAACAGACGUUUUUGGAUAAUAAAAGAACGGUGAAGAUAAAAAUGUGAGAAAAGCAGUUGCAAAAAUUUAACAAGCACAUCGGCAUAGCAUAUUUACAUAUGCUUUACCGAACGUAUUUUUAAAACGAACACGGAAUGUUAUCAUUUAUGAGUCGGUACAACCGUAACAAAGAUGCUGUUGCUAUCCAGGGCACCUCAUAAUAGUAGUAGAUGAUAUUUAUAAUAAAUAAUAAUAAGUUUAUUAUAUUACAGCAGGCAGUAAUAAUCAAUAAUGGUGUUUGAUCGACAAUACUGCAUAAGUUUACGAGGUGUUUGCGUAUAGCUAACCAUCGUAUGAAUACUAGGAUGAGAAAUCAGUUUGUUACGAAUUGCAUAGUGUGUCCAAUAAAUCAUAAACUAUCGAGUUCCGGCGUAUGCGUGGUUGGGGAAAAAAAAAAAAAAUGGAUACUUAGAAUAAAGUAAAUAUUUUAAAUGUAUAAAAAAGGAUAUCUGACAUUAAAUAAAAUGAGAGAGAGCUACAUAUUUUCUGCAUUGAACAAAAUAAAUUAUAAUCCAAAUCUAUGUAGUGCAAAACAUCGGUUGUUGUUCAACACAUUCACCUUCAAAAAUUGCAAUGUGCUUACCUGCUUCUGAGAAUCUCCUUGUAGCAAGCUUGAUGUUAGUUACUGCGAACAUAUUAACGGGUGGAAAAAGAACAUGUGAAUAUGCCAAUGUGUUAAAUGAACGGCUGAUAAACUAUUUAAUACAUAUACAUAUACAUAUUUAUAUUAAUGAUAUUUCGCUGUUGAUUACAGAUGCUAACGUCCAUGCCAUUAAUUUAAAACUAAACAAAAAUCGAAACGAUUACUUGACAUAAAUACAAAUAAAAAUGAUAGCUGCAACGUAAUUUAAAAAAAAAAAAGUAAAAAUUUUCUCUUAAUUAAAUACAAUAGCCACAAGAUGCCUUUAAUACAGCAAAUUUUGGUGCCCUGGAAGCAGUGUAACGAAUAAAUAUUAUGAUUACGAAUACGAAUACUUUCGAGAUUAAGGUGAAAAGAGAAUUACAGCGUAAAUGAUGUCGGAAUGAAAUUUUGAACAUACAUACAUGUAGGUUAUAAUCAGUGAACAUUAUUUAUUUAUUGAAUAUAUAGGUACUACUGGCAAUCUAUGUAUUUAUAUCAGACGUUUACGUAAACACGUAAUAUCAAGAUAAAAAGGAACUAGAUUACAUACAAUGACUCUUCUUGGUGUACACUGUACAUAAUAACGAAUCGACUAAAUGUUACGUAUUAAAAAUAUUAAGCAGUUUAAUAAUCCAAUCGUUCAAUUAUUAUUCAUCAUAACAUACCUAAACAAUGCUUCACGUAAAUCAUCUUACAGGUGUGUUCAUAAACGUACGGUAUGAUUAUGCACACAUGUGUAUAUACAAUACACGCAUAUAUAUGUGCAUGUAUAUAUGUAUGUAUAUAUACACAUAUUUAUGUACAACCACAUAUUUAUAUAAGCAUACAAAUAUCAAUGUGACAGUUAAAAUCGCGCUCCUCGCCGCAUUCUUUUAUUAUUAUAUUAAUAAUAAUUAGUUUACUAAUUUACUACUAUUAAAUUUAACACCAUGAUAGAUCUCUCUUUGCUGACUCUGGCUAUUAUUGUUAUAGUUAGAUUCAGUUUUCAUUUUAAUUAUUAUUCCUAACGGCGUUCGGCGUCUCUUUAAUCGGAGGACACGAUUAAUACGAUGUUUAUAAGUACAGGAUCCCCAGUUUCAAUAUCUCUAAUAGAAUAUCUUGUUUGAGUUCGAAACUUUUGUGACGUUCGUCAAGUUGAGAUUCAAAAUUCAGAUCGCUUCGGUCCAAUUUUGAGAAACACUAUUCAAUAUUAAAUUAACGUACGAGAACGUGAAAACGGCAAUUUUAAAUUCUAACUGCAAUAGAUUUUCUAUUGACUUUAUUUUGUAAAAGUUUCCAGAUUUAAAAAUUAUCGAACACAGAUUUGAAGCUGCUCUCGUUACUAAUUUUGCACGUGAAGCUUUUAAGCGGUGUAAAACGAACUUCUUAACAUGUGAUACAAAGUUAUUCAACUAGUUAAGCAAUUUUUAAUCAACCUUUCAAUAUUUAUUUGCAGUUUGAAUAAUGAUCUGUGCACGGGCAAAAUGAAGUGAAUCAAAUUUUAUUCCCGUUAUUUAUAUAAAACAAAACUAAAGAAAAAGGAAACUGGUACAAAAAUAUUGCUGAAUUUUGAAUCCGACAGUCCCGACAACAAUACUAUGUAAACCCAAAUACACGAGUGGAACCCAAUUUUUUUCUUGUCCUUAUUUUGUACAGUAAUUUAGUUGAUUUUUGUUAGCUGGAUUUGAAUAGUUUUAAGUAGAAAUUGUAACGAUUGUAUUAAAAAUGUAAUGAUUUGUUAUUAUACAUGGUGACCGGCGUUGUGGCGUAUCUUGAAUAUCAAUUCAAUUACAAACUGAAUUUUUCGCGUAGGUAUGUUUUGAAAAACGAUUUCAUAAAGAGAACUUGAUAAUCGGGUGUUGCCAUGUCUCUAAUUAACGGCGGUUUAAAUUAAUUAUUCGUAAACCAAUAUCUCUUAAUAGUUGUUUAUUAACACACAAAGAAUAAAAACACACACAUACACGCAAAAUGACAAGUGAAUGCAACAAUUUCAUAGUAGGCUUGUGAUUAAAUUAAAGAAUUAAUAUUAUUAUUGAAGAAGGAAAGAAGUAAAAAAAAUAAAAAAAAAAAAACAUUAUGAGAAACCAAUGUAUAAA